AUGGGUGGCUACAACUACGGGCUGGGGAGCGCUACGACCGCCCUCCUGGUCAUUGGAGCCUACAUGCUCUUCACCGGUAGCGGCGAAUCGUUCAACGUCGGCGCUUUCCUCGAGUCCAUCUCUCCCUACGGCUGGGCUGGUCUCGGUAUCUCCCUGUGCAUCGGUCUCUCCGUCGUAGGAGCAGCAUGGGGUAUCCUCAUCACGGGCUCGUCCAUCCUCGGCGCCGGUGUCAAGGCCCCCCGAAUCCGAACCAAGAACCUGAUCUCCAUCAUCUUCUGCGAGGUCGUCGCCAUCUACGGCGUCAUCAUGGCCAUCGUCUUCUCCUCGAAAGUCGGCUUCGUUGACGCGGCUGGCGUCGCCGACGCAGAGGCCUACUACACCGGCUUUGCCCUGUUCUGGGCUGGAAUCACCGUCGGAGGCUGCAACCUGGUCUGCGGUAUCGCCGUCGGUAUCAACGGCAGUGGAGCCGCCCUGGCUGACGCUGCCGAUGCCACCCUAUUUGUCAAGAUUCUCGUUAUUGAGAUCUUCAGUUCCGUCCUCGGUCUCUUCGGCCUGAUCAUCGGCCUCCUGGUUUCGGGCAAGGCCAAUGACUUCGGCAAGCAGAUGGCCGGUUCAUAA
Messenger RNA from Neoarthrinium moseri, 618 nucleotides. RefSeq lists its product as uncharacterized. Lineage: Eukaryota; Fungi; Ascomycota; Sordariomycetes; Amphisphaeriales; Apiosporaceae. Gene Ontology annotation, biological process: proton transmembrane transport. Bases 1 to 618 code for a protein of 205 amino acids. Gene Ontology annotation, molecular function: proton-transporting ATPase activity, rotational mechanism. Gene Ontology annotation, cellular component: proton-transporting V-type ATPase, V0 domain. The transcript has 5 exons. The record is from RefSeq and is a predicted model, not a curated record.